Aspergillus calidoustus is the source of this 2610-nucleotide messenger RNA. Lineage: Eukaryota; Fungi; Ascomycota; Eurotiomycetes; Eurotiales; Aspergillaceae. The record is from the annotation of a GenBank genome assembly.
AUGUCUGAAGUUCAAUCGAGGUCUUCCGCCUCUCGUGGCAGGGUUUCCGCCCGUGGUGGGCGUGGCGGUUACAGCUCCAGAGGCGGUCGAGGUGGCAGCAGAUCCACAAAGCCUGACACUACAGAGCCCACAUUCGAGGACGAGGGAGAGCUUGGUCAGAUGAAGAAGAAAUACUCGGACACCCUACCUAUGCUGAAGGAGCUGUUCCCCGACUGGACAGACGAGGAUCUGGUUUUCGCUUUGGAGGAUGCCAACGGUGACCUUGAGCAGGCAAUUGAUCGCAUUAGUGAAGGUGCCGUCUCCCAAUGGGGAGAAGUAAAGAAGAAGACAACCGAUCGGAGUCGUCCCAAGGCGAAGGAGGUACAGAAUACUCCCACCGAGCCAGCCACAACCGCCGUGCGAGGAGGACGCGGGCGCGGUGGAUUUGAAGGACGCGGUCGCGCUCGUGGGGAUCGUGGCCGUGGCGGUCGCGGUGGUCGGGCCGGUGCUCAUGCCAAUGGGGCGCGCACAGAGAAACCAGCCGUUCCUGCUGAGACCACCCCCGUGGUCGACGCGGUGGCUACCACCAGUGCUGCCCCAGCUGCCGAAACAGCUACCCCGGAAACUGUUGUUACCUCUGAUACAGCACCAGCGGUGCCCGAAGGUACGAAGAAGGGCUGGGCUUCAUUGUUCGCGAAACCGGCAGUACCUCCUCCUCAGAAGAAACCUGCUCCUGCUCCUGCUCCUGCUCCUGCUCCCGCCGCCGCUCCCGCCCCUGUAGAUGAAAAGCCUGCCGUCGCUCCGGUCCCAGAAGAAACACCUACCGAACCCGAAGCAGCGCCCGCACCCGCGCCUGUCCCUGUCCCCGUCCCCGUUCCCGUCAUCCCCAUUGCUGCAGAAAAGCCAGCGGCUGUUCCUCAACCGACAGAGGAGCCGCAGAUCGCAACACCUCCCAGCGCUGAUGUUGAACCGUCCAAGGAUGAUUUGACAAAGAACAACCUUGCGCAAAUUCCCGAUGUUUCUCCUCCCGUCCCGACCGCCACCGCUGCCAGCACUAUUGGCAGCACCAUUGACCCCAGCAUCGCCGCAGCUUCAACCCCCGCGCGCCCCACGCCCAGUGCUUUCCCAACCAGCGCUCUGAAACAGAGCAUCCGCACUCCGGGAGCUCAACGCCGCGUCAUGGAGCAGCAGGAAGCGGUGGUUAUGCCAGGAAACCAUGCCGUUGACCGUACCGCUGUGCAGUUUGGCAGCAUGGGACUAAAUGAAGCUGAUAUCGAUGAAAACAGAGAAGACACUGAGACCCGUGCUCAACCUCCUCAGCAUUCCCCUGUUGCCCCGCGUGCUUCGUUGCCUCCGUCCACCCAGGCUCCUCCAGCUCCUACUGAUGUCCCUGCGGUCUCGCGCCCUGCUCCGGGUCUGCCCCCCGUUCCUCAAGCUUCCGCCACUGACAACUCCUUUUCCGACUUUGCUCGCUACACCGAUUCUCACAAACCCUACGAUCCGUUCACCCAGCAGGUUUCUCAGCCACAGUCGCAAGUUCAGGAGCCAUUCGCCAACCAAGCUCCCAUUCAGCCGACCGCCACCACCGGAAGCGAUUUCUCACCGUUCUACGCUGGCGACCAGCGCCUUCCUUACACUUACUACAACCAGUUCCAAGAUGCCUCGCUUGCGCAGCGCGCUGCCGCGGGAUUCGGUGUCUCUGGCGCCGAAGCGCAGCCACAAGUCCCCACCUCUCAACCUCCUAGCCGCUACAGUCACGUAGAGGCUGCCCCCAACAGCGGUCAUACGACCCCCAAUCCCACCCUUCCUGGAGCGACGCAGACCCCCUCCGCCCAGCACAUCCCCGGUCAAGGUGCUGCUCACGGCUACGGUUACCCAUACCAACAGUACUACUCCAACCCCCACUAUGCUUCUUACGUGAACCAGUACGGACGAAGCCGCCCGAUGUACGAUGAUGCCCGCCGUUAUGAGGACCAAUACAUGCCUCAACACACUCAGUACGGCUAUGGUAGCCAGUACGGUCCGUAUGGUGGCAAGGGUGGUAUGUACGGCCAGCCCCACGGGUUCUCGUACGAUCACUCUUCGUCGCCUGCCACUGCAGGCACCUUCAACCAAGCCAUUCCAGGCCGUGACUCGGUCUAUGGCCGUACUGGAUCCGCUCAGCCCUCCGAGAGCCAGCAGUCAGCCGCAGGCACCAGUGCGUUCAGUGCUGCCGGCAUGGGAGAUGUCUUCAGCCGUGGCCAGGGUAGCUUCGGGCAGAACCAGCCAAUUGCCCAGCAAACCCCGGUGACUUCCGAGGAAACGAAGGCUUACGAUGCUUCCAAGACUGGCGGGCCCAGCCCUUCCCUUUCGCAGGCUAACCGUCCUGGUUCUGCGACCAACACUCCCGGUCAGUCCCAGAGCCAAGCCGGCCUUCCUCCUCUCCAGGGUCAACAGGGCCAGCAGGGCUUCGGUGGCUACCCCCACCUGAACCCUCAGUACGGCGGCUUGGGCGGCCUCAGUGGUCACCAGGGAGCGGGAAACCAGGGCCAUCACCAGGCCACUGGCUAUGGUAACUACGGUGGUGCCAGUUUCGGUAACUACUAUGGGAACACUGGACGAGGCGGCUGGGGAGGUAACUACGGACACUAA